Messenger RNA from Carassius auratus (goldfish), 1857 nucleotides. RefSeq names its product sialomucin core protein 24-like. The transcript is spliced from 6 exons. Gene Ontology annotation, cellular component: cytoplasmic vesicle. Lineage: Eukaryota; Metazoa; Chordata; Actinopteri; Cypriniformes; Cyprinidae. The record is from RefSeq and is a predicted model, not a curated record. Bases 112 to 648 code for a protein of 178 amino acids.
UGACGCAGGAAGCCGGAAGCGCAGCAACAUCCACAGCAGCACUAGAGUGAAACUGCAGACAGCUCGACCUGAACCCCCGUACCAAGACUGAGAAUAAACCAACCAGACAUCAUGUUUUGGAGGCUUUUCUUCGUGACAAUAUUACUAGCCCUCUUCGGAUCGUUGACAAGCCAGGGAUUUACGCAGGAUGAAGACUGUGGUUCAUUGAAAUCCUGUGAAGCAUGUGGAAAUGUGACUCACUGCCAGUGGAUGCAGUGUCAAGAUGAGCCAAAGUUUUUAUGUUUUAAUGGCAGUGCUGAGAACCAAACGCAAACCAGCUGCUCCAGUGUGAACUGCACAACAGACCCGAGCCCAAGCCCGAGCCCGAGCCCGACCCCGUCAGUGAGCCCCACCACAAAUGCUACCACCAAUGCUUCCACAACAGGCCCGACCACAGCAGUUGUUCCGACUGGAAACAGCACCGUCACAAAUGUCACGUCCAUGUCUUCUACUGCUGCUCCUACUCCAUCACCUUCUCCAUCUAAAUCAUCCACAUUUGAUGCCGCCAGUUUCAUCGGUGGAAUUGUGUUAGUCCUUGGCCUUCAAGCAGUCAUCUUUUUCCUUUACAAGUUCUGCAGAUCCAAGGAUCGCAACUACCACACCCUGUAACACGCUGUCCCCUGGAGGCAACACAAAACCCACACUCCGACCCAAAAAAGAGAGACAGACACAUCGUACUUACAAUACUCUCGUAAUUCCCCAUGUUUAACCUAACAUUUGACAUUUAAUUCCUGUGACUUGAGCUUUGUUUUGUUAAUGUUAAAGCGCUCACAAAUACUCGAGUUCAUUAACACAAAUAUACCCAACACAGAGUAAAUAUGCAUUGUGGGGUAUGCGAAAUGUGUCCUGCUUUCAAGUACAACCACAGCUGUCCCGUAAAUGUUUCAUUAUAUGACAACACAGCUAUUUGUCUCCUCAAUAUCAUUGUGGUUCCCUUGAAAGGCAAUCAUGCCUGUGACAAUACUUCCCGACUUCCAGUGUUAAUUUCAGGUAACUUUACUAGAACAGUAUUUUAUAUAGUUGCCAUGACUAUAUAAUAUAUAUAUAGUUCUAGACUCGAUUUUCCCCAUUCAUUUCAAUUGUUUUUAUGCCUAUUCGUAUUAAUUGCGCCAACCAAGAAAGCCAAAAUGUUGCAAUAAAUUACAUUCCUCAGCUUAGUCCCUCACUGUUAACCAUCUACAGUUAGAGAACAUCAGUUCUUUAAAACUAGUUAAAUCCGUCAUCUCGCUCCCUUUUCUCCCUCAAAUGUGUCAGUGGAGUGUGGGGUAAUAUCAGAGAUGCAUUAUAUACCCAUAGUUAGCAUCCUGUCAUUCUGUCAGACUUGCCAGCAUUUCGGCCAUCUUAAGUUAUACUUUUGGGAGUUUAUGUGGAUUUGAAACAAUAGAAGCUCAGCCAAUCCAAUUCCACUAACACCCAAAAUGAGUCUUCAUUAGAAUUAGUCGAUUCUGCCGGACAUGCGAAUAGAACGGGGCACUAUGAGAGUGGAGGAUCCAUGAUCCCUUUCAGAAUGAUUGACAGUCAAAGUGCCUUUAGUUGGAGUUAGUGGCUUGCUGCCUUAAAAGUGAGCCUUAAGAGUGUGAAUGUGUUUGUGUUGGGCCUCGGUCGAGUCCAGGCUCUGUGUAAGUGUGUGUGCCUGUUUGUCCAUGGGUUUCUAGACACGCAUGCGUGCUUGUGUCGAUGAUGUAGAUCUAGUGUCUGCCAGCUGGACUGAUCGCUAUAUAUUACAGAGUAGAUAAUUAAAAGUUAAUUCAUUUGUUGGAUAAUAUGUCAUGGUUCCUAAAAGCUUCUCUCAGUUUUGGAAGUUUAUUUUUUGCUAGC